AUUUACCGUUCAGCCGCUUUACUAUUCCGCUGCUUCAGGGUUCUGUUCCUCUUAAAAUCGUUUAAAAAUGAUGCGCUACGAGGGAAACGAGGAGCUGGCAGACAAAUCGGCGUGUGCCGGUGUUCGUGCAGAUUUGAAGAUGUGUCUGCUCGCAAGCGAUUGCUGCAAGAAGGAGAAGAAAACUCCCCGCGAAUGUUUGAACCGCACCGACGGGUCGGUUCCGCAUGAAUGCUCUGUGCUACGAACCACGUUCUUCGAGUGUAAGCGAUCGAUGCUCGAUAAUCGACAACGAUUUCGGGGCAGGAAAGGAUACUAGCAGUGUUGUGCGUUGGCGGCUUCUUGGGGCGGCCCGUUGGUGUGUUUAUUGAACGCUCAAUCAAACCAUACAUCUAGUGUAGUCCAUGCCGUGCUUUAAGUUUGUAGAAACAGUUUCAAAUUAAAUUCCCAUACCGUU
Anopheles bellator is the source of this 454-nucleotide messenger RNA. Its product is annotated as cytochrome c oxidase assembly factor 5. Gene Ontology annotation, biological process: mitochondrial respiratory chain complex IV assembly. The transcript has 3 exons. NCBI's taxonomy places the organism in Eukaryota, Metazoa, Arthropoda, Insecta, Diptera, Culicidae. Gene Ontology annotation, cellular component: mitochondrion. Bases 68 to 316 code for a protein of 82 amino acids. The record is from RefSeq and is a predicted model, not a curated record.